AUGACUGAUUCCAAUCAAGAACCCGAUCCCUGUAAAAACGGCACAAUGUCAGACUUCACGAACGGCUCCAGUCCAGACAGCGCGCUUCCCUCAUCAGCCGCAACGCCCAACCUGUCCGAGAACAAUACAGAUCUUGAUCCAUCCGACGACCUUCAUACGAAUGGAUCCGUCAUCACCCCGAACGGCAUCGUCCGGUCUCGCAGUCCUGAAGUCGAUGCCGCCCUCAGUCCCUAUGAACACCCAGGCUCAGAUCACGUUAUUCAGUUGUCCAGUAUCGAGCACUGCAUGCCUCGGUCGUACAUUCGCAUCUGUUUUGCAUAUCGCUUGCCAAGCCCAGACGCACUUCCAGCGGUGGUGGAGAAGUUGAAUCACUUCAUUCGGAAGACUGUGGACGCGAAGCCAUAUCUGAGUGGCUAUGUGGUAGCAGUGGACAAUCCAGGAAAUCGUCUGGGUGCAGUUGAGAUACGAUUUUCCGACACGGACUUCCUCGAAUAUCCUCACGUCAGCGUGCGUCAAUUCACUCGCGAAGAGUUCCCAUACACCUAUGACGAGAUCUGCGAACGAGGUCUACCGCCCAGCGUCAUCAAGCCUGAGCUGGUCUCUGCGUUGGGAGAGUCUGCUGAUGAGCACCGGGCCCCGGUUUUCAGAGUCCAGGCAAAUAUUGUGGAAGGGGGCAUCAUCGUGUCCGUGUACCUCCACCAUUGCAUCUCUGAUGGCACAGGGUUUGGCUUGCUCGCUUCAGGCAGCGUGCUGAACGAUGACUUCGCUUUCGACCGUCACUUGGAUACUCGCGGUCACGACAUUCCAAGUCUCUCGAUGAGACUCGACGCGUUCGCUACUCGCAAGAGCAUCGUCAGAAGGGAGCUGUCCUACCCUCUCGCCAAUCAGAUCACCAAUCGAGAGCUGAAGUGGAGGACGGCCCAGCCGAUACCUGCAGCAGAGGAGGCCAUCAAACCUCGGGGUCGUGGCUGCGUAUUUGCGUUUCCCGAGUGCAAGCUGGAAGAUCUGAAGCGAGAUCUCCUGGCUCAUGCCGAUGACGCCUUCAUGACACGGCAUGACGCUUUGCUAACAUUGAUCUGGCAUGGAAUGACGAAGGCCAGGGUCCCUUCUGUGCCGGAGGUGACUACGUCGAAGCUUCUAAUCCCCGUCGACAUCCGCCGUAGGCUGAAGAAGCCACUGUCAGAGUCUUACUUUGGAGCCGCCGUCGAUUUCGCUUCGGUCGAAAUGCCCGUUUGCCACUUGGCGGACAACAGUGUAGCUUCUAUGACCGAGACGGCAUUGGCGGUCCGUAAGGCCAUCAACGCAGUUGAUGAGCCUUAUAUCCGACAGGCGAUUGCCCUGGCAACAUAUCCCAAUCCCAAGAUUGACGUCCGAGAUUUGCAAGCGAGCAAUAUGGACCGAACAGAUGGUGCAGAUAUGUACAUCACGAGCUGGUUGAAGCUGAAGACGUACGAAUCGACUUUUGAGAUGGACCUCGGUCGGCCAGACUGGGUGCGGAAGCCCUGGAGUAAGGAUCCUGGCUCAUGCAUCAUCUUGCCGUACGACGACCGAAAGGACUAUCUCGAGGCCGUCAUACAGAUGGCAGAAGCAGACAUGGCCCGACUGCUGGAAGACCCAGAGUUCAUGGGAUAUGUGAGCAGAUGCAUAGAAUGA
This is a messenger RNA of Fonsecaea multimorphosa CBS 102226, 1653 nucleotides long. RefSeq lists its product as uncharacterized. Lineage: Eukaryota; Fungi; Ascomycota; Eurotiomycetes; Chaetothyriales; Herpotrichiellaceae. The transcript has a single exon. The record is from RefSeq and is a predicted model, not a curated record. The coding region runs from base 1 to 1653 and encodes 550 amino acids.